This is a messenger RNA of Micromonas pusilla CCMP1545, 354 nucleotides long. RefSeq lists its product as uncharacterized. The record is from RefSeq and is a predicted model, not a curated record. NCBI's taxonomy places the organism in Eukaryota, Viridiplantae, Chlorophyta, Mamiellophyceae, Mamiellales, Mamiellaceae. Gene Ontology annotation, molecular function: SNAP receptor activity; syntaxin binding. Gene Ontology annotation, cellular component: plasma membrane; SNARE complex. The coding region runs from base 1 to 354 and encodes 117 amino acids. The transcript has a single exon. Gene Ontology annotation, biological process: vesicle fusion; vesicle-mediated transport.
AUGUCGUCCGAGCUUGAUGAAACCCCGCGAGCGACGCGCGUCGGCGAAGCGAACGACGACGACGACGACGACGAGAAGCUGCGCGAGGCGAACGAAAAGUUACGCGACGUCCGCGCGGUGAUGGUCGACAACAUCUCGCGCGUCAUCGACCGCGGCGAGAAGCUCGAGAACGUCCUGGACAAGUCCGACGCGCUGCAGGCGACCGCGCACACGUUCAAGCGCGCGUCGAACCGGCUGCGCCGACGGAUGUGGUGGGGGAACGUGAAGAUGUGGUGCGCCGUCGUCGGCGUCGCAGCGCUCGCGUUGAUCGUGAUUUUUUUCGCCGCGUGCCGAGGCGUCGCGUGCGUGACGUGA